AUGGUGGCUGUAUGCAAUGACGCCGUCUUCACUCCAGUCUCCGACUGUCGCUUUUUCGACUUCACUGUCACCUUUUCCAACCUCAUCCUUGUCGUCCUGCCUUCCAGCAUCGCCAUCUUGCUCAUCGCCGCUAGACUAGUGCAUGUUUGCAACAAGCCCGGCAUCCUCACCUCUACGGCACAGCCCCGUUUAUCCCUUUUAGUAUCAUGUACUCCUCAUCCAGAUGCCAUCAGUCUCUUCGGCACAUUCUUCUAUGUCUCCAAUUCUCUCCUCAGCCUUGUGCUCAUCGCCAUACUAUCUGUGCCUACGUCGCAACCGCUGCGCCAUGCGUUGGGCGACAGCACGGGAAUGUCCAGUGUGGUGCUGCCUUUUAUUGUGGCGCUGCUUGCCAUCCCGCUUUCGGUUGCUGAACGAAGAAAGACACGCGGUGGUAACAUGGUGCUCCCUCUCUGGCUCCUCCUGACCUUGCUCUUCGAUGCCUGUCGCAUUCGCACCUUCAACGCGAUUCCAGCCAUACAUCACUCUUCUUUCUUUCCCGUAUACAUCACGACAUUUGCCUGUAAGGCUUUGAUGCUCACCGUCGAGAACGCAAAGGGUAUUCGCGACAUCGACCUCAACUCGACGCACGAGUCACGUGCAAGCUUUUUCUCGCGCCUCUUGUUCAUCUGGGUCUUUCCUCUUCUGUGGAAUGGCUUCCACAAACCGCUUGAGAUGGACGAUCUCGACUCGCUCAAACCAGAAUUUUAUGGUCGCUCUCUCGCUAAAAGCUUUAUUGCUAGCUGGUCCAACGUCCCAUUCGAUUUGGCACAUGGCCGUACCGUUUCUGAAGAGCCUAGUGAAAGCGCUAGCCUGGACCUCAAACACAGUACCUCGCGCUCCGCCAUUGAGGCGUAUCCUCUGGAAAAACAUACUUCGAAACAAAAAACUCGCUCAGUACUGUCCCCUGAACAUGCGCUGCUUUACAACGGCAGGUCGUUCCCAAAAGCAAAUGCCAACCGUGGUCUGUUGUGGGCCACGCUUCGCGCUUUUCCUCUCGCUGCUCUCCUUCCUGUCCCUUGGAAGCUCUUGCUCACCGCUGCAGAGCUUGCACAGCCUCUGCUGGUUUCCACCACGCUUGCUUUCGUCCAGUCCUACUCUGACGCCGCGAAAGGCGAAAGUGCCGCCACCCAGCCGGUAGCAUAUGGCUGGGGUCUUGUGGGCGCCUACGCCUUUGUCUACCUCGGUCAAACGUUCGCCACUGGGCAAUAUUGGCAUGCCAGUUCGCAGCUCAUGUGCAAAAUCAGGGGCGCCUAUGUCGAAUCCAUCUAUCGCAAAGGCUUGAACUUGCAUAUUCGGACCGCACGAACUAGUGGCGGUGGCAAAGCUGCCAACCUCAUGAGUGUCGAUAGCGAGCGUGUCGUCAAGGCCAUCACUGUUGUUCACGAUCUCUGGAGCGGUGUUAUCACCAUCGCUAUCGGAGUCUACAUGCUCUACACCCAGCUCGGUCUCGUCUUCUUGGCUUCAAUGGUCUCGGUCUUCAGCUGCCUUCUGCUCACUCCGCUCGCCAGUCGUGGUCUUGGGACAAAGCAGGGCGCCUGGAGUGAACUGACAGACAAGCGUGUCAACCUCACAUCCAGUAUCUGUUCCGACAUUCGAGGCGUCAAAUUCUCCGCGUAUGAGGACUUGCUGGCUGCCAAGGUCCAAAAACUCCGUGCCGAGGAGCUGGUCAGGCGUAGCGGCCUGAUGAAACAACUCACAGGCGUGGUCGUCUUUACAAACUGCACUGGUGAGCUCUUGGGCCUGUCAACAUUCGUGACGCUCAUCAUGGUCGACAAACUGAGCGGCUCCAAUCGGUUCGACCUCAACACAGUCUUCACUACUCUUACCAUUUUCGGUAUUUUGCAAUCUCCCCUGCUUAACAUUGGACAACAGUAUAGCUUCCUCUUACAAGCUCGGGCAAGCAUGAUCCGCAUCGAAGCGUUCCUCAACGGCCAAGAUAAGCCUGACAUCCAAGACGCCGUCGAUCAGGGUCUCGCCAGUCAGGCCGCUCAUGCCAGCACCGGGGCUACCACACAUGGGCAUGCUGCUACGUUUGUCAAUGCCGAUUUGGGUUGGUCACAAGAGGUAGUGCUUGCAAACGUCAAUCUCAAGAUCCCGGCUGGCGCCCUCACCAUGAUCUGUGGUCGAUUGGGCCAGGGCAAAUCGACGUUGUUACAGGCGAUUCUCGGCGAGUCGGAUCUGAUCAAGGGCACACAACAGCUACCUCUUCUCGCCGAUCGUGUUGCCUAUGUCAGUCAAGAUGUGUGGCUGCAAGAGAACAGAUCGAUUCGCGAAAAUAUCAUCUUUGCCACAGGCGAGUACGAUGAAGAGCGGUACGUCACUGCACUCCGUACCUGCGCUCUCACUGAAGAUAUUGACGGCUUACAAGGGGGUGAUGCUACUCCGGCGAGCGCGCUUAGCGGCGGUCAGCGACAGCGCGUUGCGGUAGCUCGAGCCGUCUACAGUGAUGCUGAGGUUUUCCUUUUCGAUGACAUCACCAGCGCCCUCGAUGCAGAGACGGCUGCGCACAUGUGGCGAUCUCUGAUGGGCCCCUCUGGUGUUUUGCAAGGCAAGACAGUUGUCAUGGCCACCAACGCUGUUCACCUUCUCCAUCACGCGCAGCUGAUCGUCCGAAUCGACGGAGGCAAGAUUGCCGAGCAGGGUCGUUAUGAGGAGCUCUCGAUGAAGGGCAAAGAUGCGAUCUCGCGUGCAAGCCUCGACUCUCAGCGGGCAACGCCUUUGACCGACCAGACGAGAAACAAGCCGGUCAAGAACGCCGUUCCGGAAAAGACCGAAACCGUCAUGACAGGCGCGGUUGGAUGGAGAGUAUACGCCAAUUGGUUCAAAGCCGCGGGUCUCGGAAAGGUCAGCAUCUUUGUUGUAUUAUGUGUUGCCGGUUCUGGAGCUUCCUUGGCGCCGUCAUACUACCUGCAAGCAUGGGCCGAAGCUCAACAAAGACAUCGCUUCCGGGACUGGGGUGGUUGGCUGGCAGGCUAUGCUUGUCUGAUUCCACUGAACCCUAUCUUCCUGGCUGUGGGUUUUUGGAUGUUUCAAACCAGCUGCGCAGAGUCGGCAGGCAACAGGCUUCAUGCUGCUCAGCUCAAGGGGGUGCUUUCAGCACCUUUGUCGUUCUUCAGCAAGUGGAGCCCAGGCCAGAUCAUCAAUCGCUUCUCGCAAGAUCUGUUCAACAUUGAUCAGACCUUCACACAGGCUCUCGUAAACGCGGCGUACAUCACAUUUUCAGUGGUUGGCGCACUGGUCACCAUGGUGAUACCAGCGCCUUACUUGUCUGUGCUAGCAGUGGGAUUGAUUGCUCUUUCGUGGGCUUUGCAGCGCCUCUACAUCCCUUCAAGUCGCCAGCUGAGGAGACUAGAGAUGUCAUGCAAGAGCCCGCUCUACUCGCUCUUCUCUGAAACAUCCUCUCCAUCAGGCCUGGCGACGGUGCGAGGGCUCAAGCGCGAAGCAUCUCUGCUGGAGCUCAACACUCGAUCUCUGGAUCUGUCGCAAACGCCUUACUACCACUUGUUUGCGGUACGACGUUGGCUACAGACGUGGCUGCUGAUGCUGACCACCAUCAUCAAUGUGGUUCUAGUACUGAUUGUGGUAGCGAUGCGCCACUCGUCGCAGGCUGGUCUGCUCGGUGUUGCGUUAGUGCAAGCGACUCAAAUCGGUGAAUUGCUGAAUCACACUGUGAUCAGCUACACUGAGGUAGAGAUUGCUGGUGUGGCAUUGGAGCGCGUGCGCGAAUUUAGCGAACUCGAGCCUGAAGCGGAUGCCGCCGUAUUUACGAGCCAGAAAAACAAGCAAGACGACAAUGCUACCAUCGAGCCAGCUGCAAUCCAAGGCGACAUCGAGUUCGACCGCGUCACUGUGUCCUACUCUGCCGAGCUCGAGCCUGCAGUCAAGGAGCUCAGCUUCAACCUGGCUGCCGGCAAGCGCCUCGGGCUGGUAGGACGAUCGGGGAGUGGAAAAAGUACGACGCUGCUUGCGCUCUUUCGCAUGAUCGAGAUGCGAUCGGGCACGAUUCGAAUCGAUGGUCAGAGUAUAUCUACCAUCCCAGCGCGCCAGCUUCGCUCACAGAUGACCAUCGUUCCCCAGAACCCUUUGGUGUUAGCGGCUACGAUUCGCGAAAACUUGGAUCCAGAAGGCAUUUGCACGGAAGCUGAGCUGUGGGAUGCACUUCAUAAGUGUCACUUGGGCGAAUUUGUCAAAAAGCAGGAGAACAAGUUGGACGAGAUGCUACUCACGGGUGAAUCGUUCAUCAGCUCGGGUCAAAAACAGUUGCUCUCGCUGGCACGAGCCUUGCUCCGAAAGCGUAGCAUCUUAGUACUGGACGAAGCGACGAGUGCGAUGGAUGUGGACACCGAUGCGGCGGUUCAGAGCGUGCUGGCCAAGCACUUCGCGAACACUACCGUCAUUGCUGUUGCUCACAGGAUCGCAACGGUCAUUGACUUUGACCAGAUUAUCUGCAUGUCGGCUGGUCGUGCCAUCGAGUUGGGCAGCCCCGGGGAGCUUCUCAAGCAGCGCGGCGAAUUCUGGGCGCUGGCUGCCGAGCAGAAAUGUGUGUGA
Messenger RNA from Mycosarcoma maydis (corn smut), 4587 nucleotides. RefSeq lists its product as uncharacterized. Gene Ontology annotation, biological process: transmembrane transport. NCBI's taxonomy places the organism in Eukaryota, Fungi, Basidiomycota, Ustilaginomycetes, Ustilaginales. The transcript has a single exon. Gene Ontology annotation, cellular component: membrane. The record is from RefSeq and is a predicted model, not a curated record. Gene Ontology annotation, molecular function: ABC-type transporter activity; ATP hydrolysis activity; ATP binding. Bases 1 to 4587 code for a protein of 1528 amino acids.